Molecule: messenger RNA, 1833 nt
Organism: Symbiodinium pilosum
Lineage: Eukaryota; Dinophyceae; Suessiales; Symbiodiniaceae
Source: the annotation of a GenBank genome assembly
AUGGGAAAGAAAGCUGCAGUGGAAGAGGAUGAGAGAAAGCUCCGAAUCGCCAUCGUGAGCACUGACCGCUGCAAGCCCAAGAAGUGCAAACAAGAAUGUAAAAAGUAUUGCCCUGUCGUGCGGACGGGCAAGCUCUGUGUAGAGGUCAGCAAAGAUUCCAAGAUCAGCUGGAUAUCUGAAUCGCUGUGUAUUGGUUGUGGCAUUUGCGUCAAGAAGUGCCCUUUCGAGGCCAUCAACAUCAUCAACUUGCCGAAGGACCUGUCAAGUCACACGACCCAUCGAUAUGGACCAAACAGCUUCAAGCUCCAUCGCUUGCCAACGCCACGUGCAGGACAAGUGUUGGGUCUUGUCGGUACAAACGGCAUUGGGAAGUCCACUGCUCUGACAGUGCUAGCUGGGAAGUUGAAGCCAAAUCUGGGCCGCUUUGACAAUCCGCCGGACUGGCAAGAAAUCAUACAGCACUUCAGGGGAAGCGAGCUGCAGACGUACAUAAAAGGCCUGCUUGAAGAUCGCCUUAAGGCGAUGAUCAAGCCCCAGUAUGUCGACAAGAUUUCGAAACAGAUUGCCGGCACCGUGUCUGACAUCUUGAGCAAGAAGGAUGAAAAGAAAUCUCAGGAGAAGUUCUGCCAGGAGCUUGAGCUGAUGCACUUGCAGGAACGUGAGAUCAAAGAUUUGUCCGGUGGAGAGCUUCAGCGAUUCGCCAUCGCAGUCCUAUGUGUGCAAGAUGCACAAGUGUACAUGUUCGACGAGCCCUCUUCCUAUCUGGAUGUCAAGCAACGCAUAGCUGCUGCUCAAGUCAUUCGAAGCUUACAAACUGUCGACAACUACAUCAUCGUUGUUGAGCACGACUUGGCUGUGUUGGACUACUUGUCCGAUUUCAUCUGCUGCUUGUGGGGUUCAGCCGGAGCCUAUGGAGUUGUUACGAUGCCUUUCAGCGUGCGUGAAGGUAUCAACGUGUUCCUGGACGGCUUCAUCCCCACGGAGAAUCUCAGAUUUCGAGAGGUUUCUCUGAGUUUCAAAGUCAGCGAAGAUUUGGAUCCCUCCAAACUGGAUCGGAUGCACAACACAGAGUAUCCGGACAUGUCAAAGCUGAUGGGCGACUUCCGGUUGGACAUCAAGGCUGGGAACUUCGCAUCUUCGGAAAUAUUGGUUCUGCUGGGCCAGAAUGGUUGUGGGAAGACCACAUUUAUCCGAAUGUUGGCGGGAUUGCUGAAUCCUGACGACGUCAAGGAAGGUGAGGAGAUACCAAAACUGAACGUGUCCUACAAACCACAAACCAUCAGUGCAAAGUUUGAGGGCACUGUGAAGGACCUUUUCCUGAUGAAGAUUCGGGAUGCGUUUAUGCAUCCGCAGUUCCAGACAGAUGUCACAAAGCCCAUGCUUAUCGACCAAAUUGCUGACCAUCAGGUGCAGACACUUAGCGGUGGCGAGCUGCAGCGCGUUGCUCUCGUGCUGUCUCUUGGCAAGCCUGCUGAUAUCUAUCUAAUCGAUGAGCCAUCAGCAUACUUGGACGUGGAGCAGCGUGUCGUGGCGGCGCGCGUGAUGAAAAGGUUCAUUCUGCACGCCAAGAAAACUGCAUUCAUUGUGGAGCAUGAUUUCAUCAUGGCAACGUAUCUUGCAGAUCGCGUCAUCGUUUACGAUGGGCGGCCUGGCAUUCAUUGCGUGGCAUCUGCUCCAAUGUCGCUUCUGGAGGGCAUGAACAAAUUCCUGGCGCAGCUACAGAUCACCUUCCGCAGGGAUCCGACCAAUUACCGUCCUCGAAUUAACAAGUCCGAGUCUGUGAAGGACCGCGAGCAGAAGCAGGCUGGCAGCUAUUUCGUCUUGGAGGAGUGA